Messenger RNA from Purpureocillium lilacinum, 732 nucleotides. Its product is annotated as snoRNA-binding protein. NCBI's taxonomy places the organism in Eukaryota, Fungi, Ascomycota, Sordariomycetes, Hypocreales, Ophiocordycipitaceae. The record is from RefSeq and is a predicted model, not a curated record. Gene Ontology annotation, cellular component: ribonucleoprotein complex. Gene Ontology annotation, biological process: ribosome biogenesis.
AUGGCCGCCGAGAGACCAGACAAGAAGGACAAGAAGGAGAAGAAGGAGAAGCGCGCCAGCGAUGAGACGGGCGUGAGCAAGUCCAAGAAAGACAAGAAGGAGAAGAAGGAGAAGAAGGACAAGCUGGCGGCCGCGCUCGAGGAGAAGCUGCAGAAGGAUGCCGCCGCGCAGAGUGCUGGCAAGGCCGCUGCUGACGAGGACUCGGACAUGGAGGAGGCCAAGGAGGAGCUGCCGCUGGAGCGGACCGUCGUGCCCUUUGCGGUGCCCGUCGCGGACGAGAAGGGCAUGAAGAAGGUCUACAAGACGAUCCGGAAAGCGGCCAAGAACGGCACUCUCAAGCGCGGCGUCAAGGAGGUCGUCAAGACGCUGCGCAAGUCGUCGCCCUCGGCCCCGGGAUACACGGGCUUCCCCGGCGUGGUGGUCAUCGCGGGCGACAUCUCGCCGCAGGACGUCAUCUCGCACAUCCCCGUGCUGUGCGAGGACCACAACGUGCCCUUCAUCUUCGUGACGUCGCGCGCGGAGCUGGGCGCGUCGGCCAAGACGAAGCGCCCGACGAGCGUCGUCAUGAUCAUGGAGAAGGCCGACGGCAAGAAGAAGGCGGCCGCCAAGAAGGACGAAAAGGACGACGACGAGGGCGAGGGCUUCGGCGAGGCGUACGCGUCGCUCGUCAAGUACGCGCAGAAGGAGUACACGAAGCAGGCCUUCUGGGCCAAGGGCGAGUCCAAGGCAUGA